CAAAGUUAAAUUGAAAAAAAAAAAAAAUUCCAUUUCAUCAAGAGCUUCAGGUGUUGUUUUGUUUUUGUUGCCGCACAUCAAACUUUUCAAAACUUUGUCACCACUGAAAUUUUUUUUCGUUCUAUUCGAGUUUGUUUUGUUUUUUGUUUUGAUUUUUCAGUGUGUACAACAUGACAUCGAUUCGUUUAUCGGUGAUUCGUUUGCCACUGUUUUUAUUAUUAUUAUCGACAUUAAUUGGCAAAUUCGCAAAUGGCGAAGAAGAGAUACCAAUUUCAUCGACGACUGCGGCAACUGAUGAGCCAACGACAACAUUUGAAAGUAGAAUUAUAAACACAGAUGAAUUGAUUGCGGAUGAAGAUAAAGGCCGUGAAUUUAUGCUCGAAUUUGAUCGACGUAUGGAAGAAUUAAAUUAUGAAAUUGUUGAAGCAAAUUUUAAUUUCAGCACAAAUAUUACGGCUACAAAUCAGGCUCGUUUGCUUGAAGUGACAAAAAAAUUGAAUCGUGAACAAAAAGAAAUCUGGAAACAAGCGAUCCGUUAUGAUUAUAAAACAUUCCAGGAUCCAUUAUUACGGCGACAAUUUGAAAAGAUUUCCGUGCUUGGUAUUCCAGCAUUGGAUGAAGAAGAUUCUGUUUUGUUUACAAAUAUAACAACCGAAUUGACAAAAACCUAUGAUCAAGCAUCGAUUUGUUUAGCGGAUAAAUGUGGAUUAGAUCUGGAUCCAGAUCUAGUGAAAAUAAUGGCUCGAUCACGUGAUUAUGAAAAAUUAAAAGAAGUAUGGAUAAAAUGGCGUGAACAAGCUGGACGGCCAAAUCGUGAACGUUAUCUAGAAUAUAUUCGUCUAGGCAAUAAAGCUGCUAUUGUGAAUGGUUUUAAAACAUUGGAUGAUCUUUGGCUAUUUCCAUGGGAAACACCAAAUUUUAAACAACAAGUUGCCAAUAUUUGGAAUGAAUUACAGCCAUUUUAUCAGAAAAUACAUGCAUAUGUUCGGAUGCGAUUACGGGAAUUUUAUGGCCAAGAACGUAUGCCAAAAGAUGGUACCAUUCCGGCACAUAUCCUUGGUAAUAUGUGGUCACAAUCAUGGGGUAAUAUUUAUGAUAUCGUAGCACCAUAUCCAAAUCGUAAAUCAUUGGAUGUUACGGAUACAAUGGUAGAACAAAAUUAUACAGCUAUGGAUAUGUUUCGUUUAGCCGAAAAAUUUUUCAUUGAUCUAUCAUUGAUACCGAUGCCCGACAGAUUUUGGCAAUUGUCAAUGUUUACAAAACCAAUGGAUCGUAAAGUGGCAUGUCAUGCAACAGCAUGGGAUUUUUAUAACCGGAAAGAUUUUCGUGUAAAAAUGUGCACAUCAGUGAAUAUGAAAGAUUUGAUAACCGUCCACCAUGAAAUGGGUCAUAUUCAAUAUUAUCUUCAAUACAAAGAUCAACCGGUUGCAUUUCGUGAAGGUGCUAAUCCUGGUUUUCAUGAAGCUGUUGGUGAUCUAUUAGCAUUGUCGGUAUCGACACCAAAUCAUUUGAAAAAAAUUAAUCUUCUUGCCGAAAAUGAUUCUAUGGCUAAUGAUCCUGAAAUGAUACUAAAUUAUCAAUUAAAAAUGGCUCUAGAUAAAUUGGCAUUUUUACCUUUUGGUUAUUUAAUGGAUGCUUAUCGUUGGGACUUGUUUAGUGGAAAAAUUCCGGCCGAAAAAAUGAACAAACAAUGGUGGUGGUAUCGUAUCAAUUAUCAAGGCAUAUCACCACCAAUCAGUCGUAAUGAAACUGAUUUUGAUGCCGGCGCUAAAUUUCAUGUACCAGCUGGUGUGGAAUAUAUUCGUUAUUUUGUUUCGUUCAUCAUACAAUUUCAAUUUCACAAAGCUUUGUGUGACAUUGCUCAACCUGAUGUACCAUUAUAUCAAUGUGAUAUUGAUGGCAAUCACAAAGCUGGUGAACAUUUAGCACGAAUGUUACGGCUAGGAUCAUCGGUACGAUGGCCUGAAGCAAUGAAAUUGAUGACUGGCAGCGAAACAAUGACUGCCGGUCCAUUGAUUGAAUAUUUUCAACCAUUAUUCAAAUGGUUAGAUCAACAAAUUGCCAAUGAAACAUUGGGUUGGCUGGUUGAUGUUUCGAAUUAUGUUUCUUUUUUUUUUUUUUGAAAAUUUUGAAAUUUGAAUUUUUUCUGAUUUAUUUUAAUAAACA
Dermatophagoides farinae (American house dust mite) is the source of this 2166-nucleotide messenger RNA. RefSeq names its product angiotensin-converting enzyme. Lineage: Eukaryota; Metazoa; Arthropoda; Arachnida; Sarcoptiformes; Pyroglyphidae. Gene Ontology annotation, cellular component: plasma membrane. The record is from RefSeq and is a predicted model, not a curated record. Gene Ontology annotation, biological process: proteolysis. Gene Ontology annotation, molecular function: metallopeptidase activity; peptidyl-dipeptidase activity.